Brassica rapa (field mustard) is the source of this 944-nucleotide messenger RNA. RefSeq lists its product as uncharacterized. The record is from RefSeq and is a predicted model, not a curated record. Gene Ontology annotation, biological process: negative regulation of cell population proliferation. NCBI's taxonomy places the organism in Eukaryota, Viridiplantae, Streptophyta, Magnoliopsida, Brassicales, Brassicaceae.
GGGUCCGGUCCCAAAGUGAUUGAAUAUAAUAUGCUCCAAUAAACCGAAAUACUACAUAUUCACAUUUUAAGUAGAUGGUAUGAGAUUUUGGUUUUAAGAGCUUUAAAUAAUUGCAUUUUAGCAACGACAACAAUCUUUUUUGUAUUCUUUCAAAUUAUCGAAAUCAAAGAUCUCAAAAAUAUUUGGUGGAAAAUAAAAGAGGGAACAGAGAGGGGCAUGCAUGUUCGAAGUAUAAGGAUUUUUCACACAAGUACAAGGCACCACAGAUACAAAUCACCACUAAUUUUAUAAUCAUCUCUUUGAAGAUUGAAAAUGAUGCGACACUUAACACAAGUGGAUGGUGAAAGACAGUGUCAGGUGGGUUGGGGUGCACUUCCACGCCCGACUUCGACUUGUUGUCCCUACAAACUCUCUUCUUCUUCUAUAAAAAGAAAGACAUUCCUUUGUUGAUAUUAAUUCCUCUUAUCUUCAAACUAAAACCUCUAAAACCAUCAACGAAAAACUCUAAAAUAUCUAAAAUGGGAGUUUUGAAGAGAAGAGUAUCGAGUAGUAGAGGACUUGGUGGUGUUCUUAGAGAGCAGAGAGCUAAGCUUUACAUCAUCAAACGAUGUGUUGUGAUGCUCCUGUGUUGGCAAGAUUGAUCUUGGUUGUUUCUGAGCGGUGAUAUACCUUGAAGCUGAACCGGAUCAAACCGAUGAUUGCAAGAAGAUAUGAAGGAGAAACUUGUUUGGGUUUGCUUGCUAAUCGUCGAUCUUGGGGGAUGAAAGUUCAUACACUUUUGAAAUGGGUAUAUAUGUUUUAGGUUGCUGGAGGUAAAUUUGUAAAUAUCGAUGAAUAAAAACUUUGGGAUAAAUUUUGUACUGCUUUUGCCUUAGUUCUAUAGCUCCCCUGGUGUAAAUUCAGCUAUCUCAGACAUAAUAUAAGCCCUACCAGUUCUUAAUUUC